This is a messenger RNA of Lycium barbarum (goji berry), 1973 nucleotides long. RefSeq names its product cytochrome P450 78A5-like. The record is from RefSeq and is a predicted model, not a curated record. NCBI's taxonomy places the organism in Eukaryota, Viridiplantae, Streptophyta, Magnoliopsida, Solanales, Solanaceae. Gene Ontology annotation, molecular function: heme binding; monooxygenase activity; oxidoreductase activity, acting on paired donors, with incorporation or reduction of molecular oxygen. The transcript is spliced from 2 exons. The coding region runs from base 134 to 1681 and encodes 515 amino acids.
UUGGUCUUCUCCACAUCUCCACUGCCACCUUCUCCACUUCCUCUCUCUCUCUCUCAACUGAGAUUAACACAUCUUAACUACUUAACACCUGCAAAACAAAAAAAAACAACACAACCUUUGUAAGCUCAGAAAAAUGUAUUCUGAGUACUCUCAACUCUUCAUUCCUUCAACUGCUGUCCUAAACUAUGAACUACUUCUAUUCUUUUUCAUCUUUCUAGCUGUUUUUGCCUUUUGGCUUACCCCUGGUGGACUUGCUUGGUCUUUCUCUAAAGCCCGUGUUUCCAUUCCUGGUCCUUCAGGUUUACCUGUUCUUGGUUUGGUCUUGUCUUUCACUAGUUCGCUAACACAUAGGAUGUUAGCAAAGGUUUCUAAAGCCUUAAAAGCUGAAUCUUUAAUGGCUUUUUCAGUUGGUUUUACUCGUUUUACUAUUUCUAGUCAUCCUGAGACUGCUAAGGAAAUAUUAAACAGUUCAGCUUUUGCUGAUAGACCAGUGAAAGAGUCUGCUUAUGAGCUUUUGUUUCAUAGAGCGAUGGGUUUUGCGCCUUAUGGUGAGUAUUGGAGGAAUUUGAGGAGGAUUUCUGCUACCCAUUUGUUUAGUCCUAAAAGAAUAGCGUGUUUUGGUGAGUUUAGAAGAGAGAUAGGUAGUAAAAUGGCGAGUGAUAUUACCAGUUUGAUGGAGAAAGAUGGAAGUGUUAAGGUGAAAAGGGUUUUGCAUUUUGGGUCAUUGAAUAAUGUGAUGAGGACUGUUUUUGGGAAAAGUUAUGAUUUUGAAGGAGAAGAUGGGCGGGAGUUGGAGUAUUUGGUUAGUGUAGGGUAUGAGUUGUUGGGUAUAUUUAACUGGAGUGACCAUUUUCCUUUGUUGGGGUGGUUAGAUUUGCAAGGUGUUAGACGAAGAUGUAAAGAAUUGGUGGCGAGAGUGAAUAUAUUUGUUGGAAAGAUCAUUGAGGAACACAGGUUUAAGAGGGUUAAUAAUGCUGGAAAUACUGAAGAUGAAGGUUUUCGUGACUUCGUUGAUGUUUUGCUCGAUUUGGGGAAGGAAAAUAAACUCAGUGAUUCAGACAUGAUAGCUGUUCUUUGGGAAAUGAUAUUCAGGGGGACUGAUACUGUGACCAUCUUACUAGAAUGGAUUCUUGCCAGGAUGGUUCUGCAUCCAGAUAUUCAAGCCAAAGUUCAAUGUGAAAUAGACACUGUGGUUGGAACUGAUAGAGCUGUAUGUGAUUCAGACUUGCCUAAUCUGCCAUAUCUUCAUGCCAUAGUGAAAGAGACUCUCAGAAUGCACCCACCUGGUCCCUUACUUUCAUGGGCUAGGCUUGCAAUUCAUGAUACUAACGUUGGUCAGCACUUAGUCCCAGCUGGAACAACGGCUAUGGUGAACAUGUGGGCUAUUACUCAUGAUGAAAAAAUUUGGUCUCAACCCGAAGAGUUUAUGCCCGAAAGGUUCUUGGAACAAGAUGUAUCGAUCAUGGGUUCUGAUCUUAGGCUCGCUCCGUUUGGUUCGGGUAGGAGGGUGUGCCCUGGCAAGGCAAUGGGACUUGCUACUGUUCAGCUUUGGUUAGCUCAGUUGCUUCAACGAUUCAAAUGGUGUCCUUCUGAUAAUGGUGUGGACUUGUCAGAGUGCCUGAAAUUGUCGAUGGAAAUGACACAACCUUUGGUUUGCAAGGCUGUUUCUAGGGUUGGUUGAAAGGUUUUUGUUUGGUUGGUUUUUGAUGAUUUGGGUCUUGCUUGAUCUUAUUAGCCUUAAAUUUUUGGACCUUUUAAACGGAGAGAUCAGACUUGUUUAUAAGUUAUGCUAAUAGCAGUAGUACUAUUAAGUUGUCUUAGCUAGGGAAGAUAGGCUAACCAAUGGUACCGUUCACUUGGUCCUUUAUGCUAGGGAUUUGUUUGUUGGCUUUGGUGUUUUUCAACAUGCACUGUACACAGCUUCAUUUCUACAUAGCCAAAGCAAUAUAAUUUCUAUGUUUCUCUAAAUUAAA